AUGGAAGAAGAGGCUAUUCGACAACUUGAGGACCUGGGAGUAACCAGAGUACAGGCUAAAAAGGCUUUAGCUAGAUACAAUAAUGAUGUCGCUCGAGCUGCAGAUUUUAUAUUUUCAGGAAACUUCAUUAGUGACGAUGAAGAAGAACAAAAUGAACAAGAUAGCGAGGCUUUAGCCAUCAGUUUGAGCUUACAAGAAGAAGAAGAGAGCAAAAGACAACUUGAAAAGACAAAAAGUACUGUUUCAUCUGACUACUCCAAUUUGAGUGUCGUUCCAUACAAAGAACCACAAUGGACGCCACAGACAGUGCCCAGUAAUAUAAAGCAGAUAAACAACCAUUCGUCUGUUACCUGGUGGAGUGAUCCGUCAAGUCCACUUGAUCGAGCGGCCAAGGAUGAUGUACCGAUAGGUUUACGACCGCCUUCUUACAAUUUUAGUUAUGCACCUGUUAUUCUACAGGCACUGUUUCAUAUCUCUGCCUUCCAGCACGCUGUUCUCUCUUUCCGCCCUAUACCUUCAUCUUGGGGAUCCACGUCAAACUAUUGGAAGGGCCAAGGAGAGCCCAUGCCAGGAUAUGUCACGAUCAAAAAGGUCGUUCAGCAGAGUAGUGAAGACUUGACAAAAGAUGAAUUAGGAUAUAAUGAUAUUAACGAGGGCGCGGUUCAGGAAGGCAUCUUGGAGGAGGAUGAGGAUGAGGAAGAGAAAGGAUGGGUAGAGGCUGAGGUAAAGUCAUUACCAAAAUGCUUACAAGUAUUGGGUGAAAUGCAAAAGUUGUUUGCGUUCUUGGGAAAUACCAAGAGACAAUAUGGAAAUGUAUCGGAUUAUACAAAGGCAUUAAACACGAGGUCCAAUUGGGAAGAAGAUGAAAUACAAUUUGAAUCCUUUUUGGACAUGAUCAUAGGAAAUUUAGCAGACUGUGAUCAGUACGUAGAUCCAUCAACGGACGCUUCUCAUAAACCAUCAUUCAAAAGCUUAUUUCUGAUGAAAGCAAAGACUGAAUGUGGCCAAGACUAUGAUGAAGAUGACCAGGUCCCAGAGAAAGGAUCAAGUUCUUUUUACGAGUGCCUUGAUCCACUUGUGUAUGAAAGUUAUGCAAAUGAACCCCGAGAAGAAGACGAGCCUUUGUACAAGUUUACCAGUUUUAUAUCCACUCCUCCCAUCCUAUUUAUUGUACUGGAAAAUAGAAGUAAAUCCAACUAUGAUUAUCGUAUAGAUACCACCAUCUAUCUGGACAGGUAUAUGCAUCACAAUAAAGAAUGGGCUCUAGAGGAAUUCCGAAAAGUACACAACUAUCAUGCAGACAUCAGACAGUCUCAAAAAGAGAUUGAUAAAUUGGAAGGCAGUGUUCAUUCGAUCAGUAAACGGGAUUUGUUACAUCAUGCUAUUGAUUACUUUAAGGAAAAGAAGGCCAUUGAUCAAGAUGUAGAGACUAUACAAUACGUUUUAGAAAAUAUCAAGCAAAAGAUGACCGAAAAGGCUGAGCGGCUAGAAUCACUUUUAAAUGAAAAGAAGAAGCAAGUGUACUCUAUAUUCAAUAGAGAAGAUAUGAAAAAAUGCCCCUAUCAUCUUCGUGCCACGUUUCAUCAUGAUGGAAAAAGCGGACAUGGACAUCAUUGGGCUUACAUAUGGGUGGAAACAAAAGAAAAGAACUUGCUUGAGGAUAUACCAAAUGAAGGAAGCUGGUACAAAUUCUGUGAUGCUCUGGUGACUCCUGCAACGGAGCAAGAUAUAUUGGAUGAUCCAUUUCCACCAUUUGCUUUUGCUUAUAUGGAUGCAUCUAUCCCUACUUUUUCAAAAGACCAAUUAUCUGACUGCACUCCUUCCGAACUCAAGGAAUUUAUCAAGCUUGAUAAUACUGAAUUUGAGCACGAAAUUGCAUCCUAUAACAAUUCAAAUAAUGUAUCAUAUCCAAUAGAAGAUGACAGUUGGUUUACAGAGAAAACAGAGGAGUAUCAAAUAGAACAAGUAGCGCCGGAUGACCUGAACUCUGUGGGAACAGCUGUGGGUCAAUUAAAUACAGAUGAAUCAAACAGUAUACAGACAUUUACAGGUCAGGGGUUCAGCAAGUUAAAGGCUCUGACAAACCAAAGGAUUGUAGAAGUGUCAGCUUAUCCAUGCGACGACUUUAGACUAUUGGCAAACUUUGAGACCUUUUUGGCCAGAACACAGCAUCAUUUGAACCUCGAGCAUUUAUACUUGUUAUAUUCUAAUCAGAAUGAUGAUUUCAACAAGGAUGAUGUGAAUGUAGAGGCUUCAAAAACAGAUGAAGAUUUGAAGUUUGCCUGGAAACACUAUGAACUUUACUUGUCAAUAGGUCAACUCGUAGUCAAGGCAUUACAUUUAUUUAUCAACAGAGACUAUCAAGCUGCAUUACAGAUAUGGAUGCAUAUAAUGCCUAUUCAGGAAUAA
This is a messenger RNA of Rhizopus microsporus ATCC 52813, 2409 nucleotides long. Its product is annotated as cysteine proteinase. Gene Ontology annotation, biological process: protein deubiquitination. Bases 1 to 2409 code for a protein of 802 amino acids. The transcript has 13 exons. NCBI's taxonomy places the organism in Eukaryota, Fungi, Mucoromycota, Mucoromycetes, Mucorales, Rhizopodaceae. Gene Ontology annotation, cellular component: nucleus; cytosol. Gene Ontology annotation, molecular function: protein binding; cysteine-type deubiquitinase activity. The record is from RefSeq and is a predicted model, not a curated record.